Entrophospora sp. SA101 is the source of this 1089-nucleotide messenger RNA. The record is from the annotation of a GenBank genome assembly. Lineage: Eukaryota; Fungi; Glomeromycota; Glomeromycetes; Entrophosporales; Entrophosporaceae.
AUGUUGAACCUUUUAAAUCCUAAAGAACUUCAAAUAACUUGUCAAAAAUUAGAGGAAUUAUUAAAUUUAAAAGAUAAAAAAAUUGAUGACUUGACAAAAAAUAAUAAUAACUUAAAGGAAGAAGCUAUUAAAUAUCAAUCAGCUUUGGGCGAUGCAACAAGUUUUCAACUAGGAAGUCAAGAUUCCAAUAGUGCUGGUCAAUUAUCAAAAGAUAUUGGCAAUUUACAUAAAAAUUUAGAUAAAUUUUGUGGGCUGAAAAAAGGUAUUAAAAUUAAUGAAUCAGAGGUAAAAAAGCUCUUGAGAAAAUUUGGCUGUUCAAUUGCUGGUAGUAAGAUACAUAAUAGUAAAAAUCUGAUUUCUGGUGUGUUAGAACGUCAUGUGAUUGAAACCAUCAUUGAAAAAACCCAAAAUUACUUUAAUAAUGAUAAAGGCAACAAACAAGAUGAUGAACAAGAUGAUGAGAAACAACAAAGUUUGGAAGUGAAAAUGGUUAAGACAACAGAGCAACUCUCAAAGUUGACAGAUUCAAUUUCAAAAUAUCGCACUGGAGAUGAAGAAGUUAGCAAAGCUACUUCAACAAAAUUACGUCAACAAAUUUAUGGUGUUCUUGGAAAUCGUGGAUUUUCCAAUAUUGCUGUAGGCAAAGAAGACAAAAAACAUCCAUUGAUUGCAACAUUACAAAAAGAUAUUUUAGAUUUAAUGAAUUGUUAUCGUACAAUUACAAAUCCAGAAAAGUUGUCAGAAAUUGAAAGCAUAAUUGAUGAAAUUGUUAGGCAAGUUGUUAGUAUAUUUUUUUUCAGAUUAAAAGUACAAGAGCCUGUUGCCAGUUGGAAAUUUUUUGAAUAUAAAACAAGCAUCAAUACUAUUAUGAUGGAAGCAUCUUGGGAUGAAGAUGAACUUGAAGAUUUAUAUUUAAAUCAUAUAGGAAUUAAUGUAUUAAAAAAUUAUAGACAGCUUCCGCUAAAAUUUAGACCAAGUAUAUUAGAUGAAAAUCAAUUAUCGAUAAUGGCACAUGUAGUGCUUAAAAAUGCUUUCUUACGUUCAGUGUUACCAGCAGGUACUGUGAAAACAAGUCGUACAUGGUUGUAA